CGAGCAACAGCGGGCUCGUUUGAAAUCAGGAAGCGGACAGCUCGAAAGCGUCUUGGAUGCUAUUGACAGCCGUCGUGUGUGGCUCCGCAGGGUCGAAAUAGACAUUAUAAAAACAUGUCUAGUUUUAAACGCGAUGUCUUUGGAACACGCUGUUGAGUCGAGGCGGAACAUUUAGCAGCUACAGACACUUGAAGUGAAAGAGUGCCUGUUUCCUGCUGGCUAAUGCUAGCAGGCAGAGUUAGCUCCGGUGCCUCAGUUGCACCAGUAUUGUGAAAAGUGCUAUUAUUGAAGGUGACACUACAGUUCUGGAGCCACAAUGUCCUCCGCAGACGCCCCUCGUAUGUUGGCCCUGGAGGAGCAAGUAAAGAGCUUAUCGGAGGAAUUGGUGCAAUGCCAGGCUGAUAAAGACUUUGUUUGGUCCCUGUGGAAACGACUCCAAGUAGAACAUCCAGACCUGACCCAGGCUGUGAGUCUGGUAGUUGAGCGUGAGAAGCACAAAGGCGAGAUGAAGGACAGGAAGGUGCUGGAGAUCCUCCAGGCCAAAGACUACAAGAUACAGGAUCUAGAACAGAAAGUGUCAGAGAAGCAGCAAGAGGUAAACAAGCUGCUCCAAAGACGCCCAGUGAUGGACGAGGAGGCAUCUUUAAUGAAGAGCGAGCUGGAAGCCGUGUGUCAACAGCUGCUCGACAAGAGCACACAACUCCAGGAAUUGAAGACGGAGUGUGGGAGGAAAGGGGAGGAGGCGCAGCAGGCAGUGCGUGCUCUCGAGGAGGAGAAAGGGGGAUUAACGUCCCGCUGUGUCGCCCUGCAAGCUGACCUGGAGGAGAAGGAGAGGUUGGCCAAGCACCACCAUGGCCAGAGGGAGGCUGCUCAGGCCAGAGUCAAGGAUCUUGAGGAAGAACUACGCAGCGCCUGGCAGGAGGUAUCCAGGAUGCAGAGCCUUAACAGCACCCUGGCAGCUUGCGUCUCUAUCAAAGAACAGGAGGUGGCAACAAAAGAGGAUCAGCUUCAUAAACUUGGGUGUGAGUUUGAAGAAGUGCAGACGUUGUACAAACGAAGCACGGAGCACGCGGAGGCACAGAGUCAUCUAAUCAAGCAACUAGAGGGACUCAAUGUGGACACACAGAGAGUGAUGAGGAACCAGGAAGAGGCGCACACUGCUGACACCACCUCCUGUCAGAAGCUGUAUAGCGAGUUGAGUCAGUGCUACCAGACCCUCAUGUCAAGUGAGACCAAGCUGCAGCAGAGCCACCAGGAGCUGAGCAGCCAGCUGGCCCAGAAAGAGCAGCAGAUACUGCAACUGCAGGCCCAGCUGCAACAACAACAGCAGGAGGAGCAACAGCAGCAGCAGCAACAAUCUCAGCAGACAGUAAUUUGCAUCUCAAGCAAUAAACAAACCAACUUGAAGGCACCAGUGUCUGAGCGGGCAGUUGCUGAAUCUCGCAGGCUUCAUCGUGAGCAUUCAGAGGACAAGGCCCAUCACUACAUCGCUCCUGUCAGGAGACAGCAGGACUCACCUGUGCAGCGAUCCCGAUCUCUGUCCCCAGCUGGCAGUGUGGGAAGAAGAGGAGCACAACAAAGAAUUCAAGACCUUGAGGACAUGCUCCAAUCGAAGACUGAGGAGAAUGAAGAACUGAGAAGGGCUCACGACAGAAGACGUGAACGCCUUCUUUUGGUGCAGAAAAACUAUAAGGCUGUCAAAAACCAGCUAAAAGCGGUGGAAAAAGCAAAGGACAUGCCACAUGGACGGAUGGCACGUGCCGAGCCAUGGCAGCUGAGACAGGAGAACAGCGAUGCCGUGUGGAACGAACUUGCCUACUUCAAAAACCUUACCCGGAAGCUCACACUUGAAAACAUCCCCUCAGUCCGUCACAUCAUUACCCAACAGCGGGGGUCAGAGGCUGGCUUGGAAGAGGAGCUGGACAUGCUGCGAGUCCAGGGUGCAAUGGAUCGGGCUACGGUGAAGGAGCUCCACCUGUGUCUCACUGAAGAACACCAAGCACUACUUUGCAAAGUGGAAGAAGAGAGCCGGGUCAAAAGCAGUUCUCCGAAAAGGCCCUCUGUUUCUUCAAAGCGAUUGGAACAUUCGUUUAUGAAGAUUGAGCAGCUGGAGCGGAGGAUGAUGUCUCUGGACGUUGAGACGGAGCUGCUGAGGGAAGAGAAACAGCAGCUCCUUGAGGCCAAUGAAGAUCUGGCCCACAGCUGCCGUGGACUCCAGGCCUCUUUGGAUCAUCUGCAAACCCAAGAAGCUGUCCACCUACAGACAGCCCAAGCGCAGGCACGGGCCCUGGCCUCGGCCCAGGAGGCGCGGAAUCGCGGCGAGAUCGCGGCUCUCCGAUCCCGGCUGACCGCCUCUCACAAAGAGUCCACCGAGCUCCAUCAUCGGCUCCUAAAGCUGAGGCAGGAAUUUGGCAUUCUCAGAGCGGCCAAGGACUUCUACAGGAAACGUGCGGCGGCACCAGCGCGGUCAAGUGGGACCGCUGGCAACAUUAGCAGCAAGACUAAGUUGAAAACAAUAAGGCUCAAGGGUUCAUUACGCCAGCGCAGCCACCCGACCGUCAUCCCCAAUCAAGCCAUCAGCUGGCAGGGCCGCACCACCAGUCCCUCGAAGGACGAGUGGGAGGACAUGAGCGUAGCGAGCGACACUGAGGAAUACUCAGACAGCCUCAACAGCACGCCCUUGGGCACAACACCUCAGAGACAACGCAAGAGAAAGUUCGACAGGUGUCAGCCAAAUGGAGACGCACAAGUGCUGGGAGCAGCGGCUUCGAGUGGGAAGCGUCCUGAUUUUGGCGUCCAAGACAACAAACAGCGCGAGCUCAGGACGAGAGGUGAGAAGAGGAAGAAGUGGCUGCUAAUAAAGGCCUGUCACGGCGCCUCCACCUCCUCUUCCUCCCUGCAGCACCGCGUCAAGUCCCUACAGCGGCACGUAGACGUACUGCGACAUGCCAGGAAAGACGCCGUCCUCUCAGCCCGAGAGCUGCGCACCGCCAUCGCGGCACAGCUCAACUCCUUCGCCGAGAAACUGGGCAGUAGCAAGAAGCUCACGCAGAAACUGACGUCAGAGUUGGUGGGUGUGGAGCAGCAGAAGAAGGUUCUGGAGAUGGAGCUUGAGCAGUGGAGGCAGAGCACUUUCCCCCGUCGCGCAACUGAGUGCUCCUGCCAGGCCCUAGAGGCAGAGGUCAAACAACUGCAAGCCAAACUCAAGAGUACAAGUGCGGAGGUCACAAGGCAGGUGGCGGCUAACAAAGCCCUGCGAGGCCAAGUGCAGGAGAAGGAGGACAAGCUCCGCCAGCUUCAGGACAAAUUGAGUCACGCAGAGCGAGACGUGACCAUGAAGAGGCAGCUGGUGGAGGACCUGAAGACGAGGCUCAAGUUUCUGAAGGACAUGGAGAAAAGUGACCGUGGGCAGGCUGAGGAGCUGGAGAAGAAGGUCAAGUGUUUAUCAGAGGAAGCUUCCAACAGAAAGGCCUUCAUUGAAUCUCUAAAGAGGAGAUUGAGCGUUACGACCACGGAGAGAACCCACCAUGAGGCUUCCUGCGCCAAACUUAAGGAUGACCUGGAAAAAAAGGAGCAGCGCAUUCAAGCCCUCCAGGCUCGCGUGGGAGCCAGCGAGCAGGCCUUGGCCACUCUGGAGCAGAGCGCCACUGAGCAAACGGAGCGGCUGACCCAGCAGCGCUCCCAAGCGUUGGACGGGCUUCAGAGGCAGCUCGGCCAGGCCUCGUCCCAGCUGGAGCAGCUUCACUCUUUCAUCAAGGCCGUGGCCAGUGAAAUGCUGUUAGACGUGCAUGAGGUCAAACAGCAGCUGAUGAAGAGGAGGAGGUUAAGGCAGGCCAACGCUAUUGCGGCGAAGGGCGGCCCAUCAGCCAAAUCCAUGAUUAAAGCCAAGUCCAUCGCCGCCUCCAUCCUCAAUAUGUCCGAGAACGAUCUGGCCGACAUCAUGGACUCGGACCAGGGGACAGAGAGCCUUUCAGGUUUUCCCAAAGAUCAGGAGUGGCUGGACCAUCUAAACCACAUCCUCCAGCAGAAGAUCCCCUCUGCCGGCCAGCUAAUGGAGGCUUUGCGUGUGAAGAUGAAGGAGAGGAAAGUGCUGACAGAAGAGCUGGCCACGCUGGCAGCAGCAGCCGCAGUCAGCGAAAAAGCCUGACUCCCCGGGCUGAGGCUUGGAAAACUGUCAUCCUCUUCUUCUUCUCCCCCCACCACCACCAGCCUCCCCCCGAACUUACCUCCCAUCCACCCUCACCUGGCUCCGACUCGGUGGGAACUCGACCGAGCUGAGCCUCAGAGCCACUGCGGGCCGAGCUUUUGUAAUGAGCCCCUCAACAUCUGUGUUAAAGAAGCGCAUUUUAGCCCCAAACUCCUCAAUAAAGACCAGCUGUGAUAAGGCAAUGCUUACGCUAAUUU
Molecule: messenger RNA, 4404 nt
Organism: Phyllopteryx taeniolatus (common seadragon)
Lineage: Eukaryota; Metazoa; Chordata; Actinopteri; Syngnathiformes; Syngnathidae
Gene: cntln
Product: centlein, centrosomal protein
Exons: 27
Coding region: 317-4147 (1276 amino acids)
Biological process (GO): protein localization to organelle; centriole-centriole cohesion
Cellular component (GO): centriole; centrosome
Source: RefSeq, a predicted model, not a curated record